UGUAUUUGACAAGGAUCCAAAUGGAGUUGUUUCCACUGCGAGUUCCAACCACCGGACCAGAAAUCUUCUGGAGUUCUCAGCAAGCCAGGAGUCCAACACAGCUCAGAAAAUACCUGGGGACAUCAUUCCCGAGAAGAGUAAUAAGUAUGAACGCUCUGUAUCUGAUAACAAAGCACUGAUGGUAGUCUCCGAAGAACCACUGUUAUAUAUUGCACCACCACCACCCCCCUGUCGGCCUCUGAUCAACCGGACCGAGUCACUCAGGCUGAACCAUGAACUUCGAGGAUGGGUUCACAGACAUGAAGUGGAACGAACAAGAUCUAGAAGGCUGUCAAAUAACCAACAGCAGAAAGCACGGGUUGUGCAGAAUUCCCUCAGUGAGAAGGCAGAUUCCCAGCUAAUGGCCGUGCCUUACACAGACACCAGCCUCAGAAGCGUGGGGAAUGAGCUGCAAGUGUAUUAUGCCUCUCCGAGGAGCUAUCAAGAUUUUUUUGAAGCUAUUCGCAGAAGGGAAGAUACAUUCUACGUCGUGUCAUUUCGCAGAGACCACCUGUUACUGCCAGCCACCACACAUAACAAGACCAGAAGACCAAAGAUGUCUAUAGUGCUGCCAGCUGUAAACAUCAAUGAGAAUGUGAUCAACGGGCAGGACUACGAGGUGAUGAUGCAGAUCGACUGCGAAGUGAUGGACACAAGGAUCCUCCACAUCAAAAGUUCAUCUGUCCCUCCGUACCUCCGAGAGCAGCGCAGAAAUCACACCGACACCUUCUACAGCGCGUCUCCCUCCGUCCCGGAGCCGCCCCACGCUCUGAGGGCUAUUGUCAAAUCGCUGCAGUAG
This is a messenger RNA of Apaloderma vittatum (bar-tailed trogon), 838 nucleotides long. RefSeq names its product cyclic AMP-dependent transcription factor ATF-6 alpha-like. The annotation marks the transcript as partial. Gene Ontology annotation, molecular function: DNA-binding transcription factor activity, RNA polymerase II-specific; RNA polymerase II cis-regulatory region sequence-specific DNA binding. Gene Ontology annotation, biological process: regulation of transcription by RNA polymerase II; endoplasmic reticulum unfolded protein response. NCBI's taxonomy places the organism in Eukaryota, Metazoa, Chordata, Aves, Trogoniformes, Trogonidae. Gene Ontology annotation, cellular component: nucleus. The record is from RefSeq and is a predicted model, not a curated record. The transcript is spliced from 8 exons.